CAAACCAGAAGCUUUUCUUUGGAGGCCUACAACUAAUAUGUUCUGUAUGCAACAAGCUCAGGGGAAGACAAUAGCGUGGCCAGCUGAUAAGGUGGUGUUCCAAAUCAGUCAUCAAUCUGACAAUGAAGACAAUAUAUCCAUGCAUUCGAGUAAAAAUAUGAAUCAUAUAAAGUGCAAGAUCUUCAAUUGGACCGGAAAAGAUGAAAUUGUUGCUGAAGGUCGUUGGGUUUCCAAUGAUUCAAAAAUGCUUGUUAAUGGCGUUCCUCUCGGACCUAAUGCCAUGAUUGUUUGGGUUGAUGUCCCGACAAGUCCUGAAGCUUUUUUAUGGAGACCCACGCCUGACAUGACAUCUAUUGAAGAUGCUAUCGGCACUAAAGUAGCGUGGCCUGCUGACAAGGUUGUAUUGGAAAAUAUCUCAAUUAACAAUGUGGAAUCUACAAACAUAUCAUCUCCUUCGAGUGUGAACAACUCAAAGAAAAAGUGCAACUUGUUAGAUAUUGGUGGCUCGGGAAAGAUAGUUGCUGAAGGACAUUGGUCUUCAAGUGAUCCGAACCAGGUUGUUCACUUCGUUCCUUUAGGUCCUAAUGCUAUGCGUGUUUGGGUUGAUAUCCCUAGUAUCCCUAGUGCAUCUUUUUGGAGGCCGACAUCUGAGUUAGAAUGCAUUGAAGAUGCCGUUGGUACGACAAUAGCUUGGCCGUCAGACAAAGUUGUUAUGCUUUGAAAAGCUGGUAAGUU
Messenger RNA from Asparagus officinalis (garden asparagus), 735 nucleotides. RefSeq lists its product as uncharacterized. The coding region runs from base 38 to 721 and encodes 227 amino acids. NCBI's taxonomy places the organism in Eukaryota, Viridiplantae, Streptophyta, Magnoliopsida, Asparagales, Asparagaceae. The transcript has 3 exons. The record is from RefSeq and is a predicted model, not a curated record.